Molecule: messenger RNA, 3181 nt
Organism: Ochlerotatus camptorhynchus
Lineage: Eukaryota; Metazoa; Arthropoda; Insecta; Diptera; Culicidae
Gene: LPCAT
Product: lysophosphatidylcholine acyltransferase
Exons: 10
Coding region: 814-2421 (535 amino acids)
Cellular component (GO): endoplasmic reticulum
Molecular function (GO): calcium ion binding; lysophosphatidic acid acyltransferase activity
Source: RefSeq, a predicted model, not a curated record
UUUCAUAAGUGAAUUUCCGUACCAGUUCAGUUCAGUGUUGUUUUGCUGGCAGGAGAGAGCUCUGGGAAAAAGGAAGGAAAAGUGAAAAAUCAAUUUCCUUCUUUUUCGGGUGAAAAUUGGGAAACUAUUUUCACUGCGUUAUUUCCGCUGAUUAGCGGGGUGUUGGAAACAAGGAGAAAUAUCGGACCUUUUUAUAAAGCAUAGCAAUUAUUGAUCGAUCGCUGAGUGAAGUCGAGUAUUUCGCAAUGCGAUGGUGUUCGUGAAAUUUAUCGUUUUGUUCGGAGCCGUCUUCUUGGUUGGAUAAAGAAGGAGAGGUUUUUUUUUCGCAAAUUUUUCUUCCUCUUCGCUUUGCGGCGGAUCUCUUCUGCUGAUGUGCUUGGUGCGGUCUCUUGCGGUCUAACCUGAGUGAGUGCGGAAUGAAACACAAGUGAAAAAAUAAUGCCCGCUGAUGAUGUGCGAUUAAGUAAAAAAUAGUGGAAGCAGAGAGAAAAAAUUCAAUACAUAAUACAAGUGAAGCAGUUGCGAAAUUGAUUUACCUACCAAGUUUUAGUGCACUCGGUUAACGGAGUUCCUAGGAAAUAGCUUUCUGGGUGAGGUGAAAGUUUUCACUGGGAACACUGUCAAGUGCAUCUGGGUACCUGCAAAAGGGAGUGUUAUUACGGAUCCGUUGCAGCACCGAAGGAAUUAUCGUGCUAUCUCCGGGUCUGCGCUGUGCUGAGGGUCGAAUUUUGAAUUACGUUGCAACACGCGGUACGGUACCGCUAGAAAAGACGCGUGUAGUAUAAACACGAUAAAUAGAAGAAGAAUCGGUGAAUGAGCACAAAGAUAAACAACAUGGAAUCAGUGCCGCCACCGUCGACGGCGAAGACGGUUACAACGGGGAAUGGAGUGCAAAAGCAAGAACCGGAUGAAGGUAAUAGAGCUGCGGUGGCAACGAAGAAGCAGCAGCAGAAUAUACAAAAGCAGCCCAAAGAGCUCCACUAUGUGAAUCCGUUCGUGCACAAGCUGAUCUGGGAUGAUCCUAUCGAUAAAAUUAAGACCGCCUUCCUCACAGUAUUCCUGUUGCCAUUUCGAGUGAUACUCAUCAUAGUCUGUCUAGUGAUAGCGUGGACUUUAGCAACAAUUGGACUAUACGGAGUAACCCGUGAAGAGUUAAUGACGAAACCUCUGUCCGGAUGGAGACGAGAGCUACGCCACGUAACCGCGGUAGUGAUGCGAGCACUGUUCCUGUUCGGUUCGUUCAACCUCAUCCGGACAAAGGGCGAACGGGCAUCGCCAAAGGAGGCUCCGGUGAUUUGCGUGGCGCCACACACCGCGUUCUACGAUUCGAUUUGCGUGAUCCUGUUCGGGCCGUCGGCAGUGGUGGCCAAGUACGAAACCGCUUCGCUCCCAUUCUUUGGAAAGCUAAUCGACUACGCGCAGCCCAUCUACGUGUGCCGUGAGGACCCAAAUUCUCGGCAGACCACCAUCAAGGAGAUUAUCGAACGUGCCAACUCCAAGGAAGACUGGCCUCAGAUCUUGAUCUUCCCCGAGGGAACCUGCACCAAUCGGACGUCGCUGAUCCAGUUCAAACCGGGUGCCUUCUAUCCGGGCGUUCCUAUUCAACCGGUACUGGUGCGGUACCCAAACAAGAUUGACACCGUAACAUGGACCUGGGAGGGACCGGACGCGUUACAACUGCUGUGGCGAACGCUAACGCAAUUUCACACAUUCUGCGAGAUUGAAUUCAUGCCCGUUUAUCACCCCAGCGAGGAGGAAAAGAAGGAUCCCAAACUGUACGCACGAAACGUACGGAAUCUGAUGGCUCGGGAGUUGGGCAUUCCCGUUUCCGACUACACGUUCGACGAUUGUAAGCUGAUGACGUUCGUCAAGAAUGUUAACAUGCCAUAUGCAGCAUUUAGUACCGACAUCGAUAAACUAAGGAAGGAACUAGGAUUAAAUAAGCUUCACAUCGAAGAGCAAAUACUAGCAGACGAUACCAAAUUUACAGACGAGAAUAGUUACCUGACGAUAGAGGAGUUUUCCAGACGGUUGAACGUUGCAGUCGAUAACGAUUCGACGAAAAAGCUCUUCCGAAUAUUUGUUAAGCCUGAACGCAGCAUGGACGUGAUCGAUGUUAGGGAGUAUCUGCUGAUGACGUUGUUCCUCAUCACACUGUAUUCACCAAAGUUGAACUAUGUCAGAGCAUUGUUCCAGCUUUACGGCGAUCGUGGGAAGGUCUCUCGACAGUCCUUCUACGAUACACUGAAGUACCUAGUACUGAUCAAUCCCCAAGAAGUGGAUGCCAUCUUCAUGACGGCGGAUAGUGAAAAUUUGGGUGAAAUUUCGUUUGAACAAUUCACCAAAGUGCUGGACAAGUACCCAGCGAUCCAGAAGAAGCUCCAGAAAAAUAACGAUCCAAACAACCUAAGGCUAACCUAAUUGUGCAUACCGCGUGGUAAUUUGUUAGUAGCUGUGCCCUUCUUGAUGAGAUCUAUAAUUUCAUUUUAAUUAUACAGAAAACACACACACACAAAGAUAAAUUAGGGAAGUAUCAUUUUGUGUGAACGAUGGCAGAGUGUAAUUAUCGUCGGAAAUCUACUUAAAUCCAUAUGAAUAUUUAUUAUUUAUUGUGUUUGUAAUACAAUAAAACUAUGCAUGUGAAGCAAGCAAACAAUGGUAUUAAGACCCAAACAAAGUCGCUAAACCUAAAAUGUACUUUUCUCAGUUAUUACAAGAUUUUAUGUUACUCUCGAAAUAGACGCAUACUAUAAAACAUAGGGCAAAUGACUGAACGCUACCCAAUAGUGAUCUUUUAGUUACAGAGAAGGUAAAAUGAAGGGAUUGUAUGCGAUAAAAAAAGAUCGAAACGGAUAUUUGGCUAUUCUGAUAUCAAACCAAAAUCAAAUUCAGGAUCAGGAAACUGAGUGUAUAAUGCUAUUUAAAUGGAGAGAAGUGUGUGUGAAUCGUGACUAGAAAAAAAAAUGAUAAAACAACAUGGACAGAUACAGGAAUGUCGAUUUGUGUCUAAUCUGAGCAGUCUUUCAAGCUUCUUAUACGAGAAAUCCGUGUCUAGGAAGAACUAGCAAAUACCUACAAUAACAGCGCUUUAUGCAUACGUGUUAUACUGACAGAGCUGUUUCAUGUGACGUAUUUUCCGGAGUCAGUCGGUUUUUAGUUAACGUUGUCGUCGAAGGAGUAA